AUGGAACCCAAAUCCCAGUCUGGUUUCUAUGUGAGCAGGAAGGUGGUGUCCCUCCUUGCCCUGCUCCUGCUUGCCCUGCUGCUGGCAGUGGUUGUGCUGGCGAUUCUCUAUGCCGGAGCCAGGCUGCCUGGCAUCAAAGAGGUGCCCCCCACCGUGGGGCAGCCCCCCAGCCCGGCCCCCCAGCCCACUCCCACUGGCCGAUCUGGGGUGUGGAACCACUCCCGUUUGCCCUCCAGCCUCAUGCCCUCUCACUACCAGGUGGAGGUCUGGCCCAGGCUGGAGCCGGGGGAGGGCGGGGUGUACCUGUUCAGCGGACAGGUCAAUGUCACACUGAGAUGCCGCCUGGAGACGCGGGUGGUCCUGAUCCACAGCAAAGAGCUGAAAUACUCCGGGGUGGGGAUCAGCCCGAGAGGGGCUCCCGCCGUCCAGGACACUUGGGUUGAAGCUGUGAAUGAGUUCCUGGUGAUCGAGCUGGAGAGCGACCUGCAGCCCGGGCAGGACUACACCCUCCAGCUCAACUACAGCGGGCAGCUGGUCGAGGAGCCCACAGGACUCUACAUCAGCCACUACCUCGACCAGGGCAUCAACAAAAUUCUUGCUGUAACACAGAUGGAGCCAACACAUGCCAGAUCAGUUUUCCCCUGCUUCGAUGAACCUCAUAUGAAAGCAACCUUUGACAUUAGGCUUGUGCACCGUUCGGAGUUUGUGGCACUUUCUAACAUGCCAGCAAUUGCUGUUUCAGAAAAACUGGAAGAUGAUGGGAUAUGGAAUGUUACAACAUUUAAUACCACUGUGAAAAUGUCCACCUACAUAGUUGCACUUGCCAUUUGCGACUAUGAUUUCAUUGGCACAACUUACGGUGACACAGAGAUUCGUAUUUGGGCAAAGAAGGAAUCCAUAUUAAAUGGUGAAGCUCAGCACGCAUUGAACAUCACAGGCCCAUUACUUCAGUUCUUUGAAACAUAUUAUAAUAUAAGUUAUCCUCUCCCCAAGGCAGAUCUAAUAGCAUUGCCAGAAUUUGAAGCAAGUGCGAUGGAAAACUGGGGUCUGUUGAUGUUCAAAAAUGAUUCUCUGUUAUGUGACCCGAAGGAGAAAACCUCUGAGAAUAAAAAUGCCAUUACCUUGAUGAUUUCACAUGAGCUGGCACAUCAGUGGUUUGGAAACCUCGUCACAAUGAAGUGGUGGAAUGAUCUAUGGCUAAACGAAGGAAUUUCAUCGUAUUUCGAACAUUUAGGUAGUGCUCAUGUGGGAAAUUACUCUGAAUUGGACAACCAAUUGUUAGAACACUUGGUACCCUACAUGCUUGGCCUGGACUACGAUGCUUCCUCACACCCUGUGUCACUAAAGGAAGAAAACAUUCAGACACCUCACGACAUCAGGCAGUUAUUUGAUGAUAUCACUUACAGAAAGGGCGCUCUUGUUAUCCGCAUGGCCUCUGCGUUUCUGACUGAGGAACUGCUUGUCAAAGGGCUCAGGACCUACCUCAAGACGUUCUCCUAUUCCAAUGUUGUGUCUAAUGAUUUGUGGCAUCAUUUGCAAAUGGCUGUAGAUAGUCAGAAUGUGGUGAAGCUACCAGCACCAAUAAAAAACAUCCUUGACACUUGGAUAGUGCAAAGUGGAUUCCCUAUUGUAACAGUCAAUACAUCCACUGGAAGCCUAAUGCAGGAACAGUACAUCGACCAAUCAGACGGAAAGCAAAGCUUGAAGUGUCUGUCGCCUUGACUAUCAUUCUAUGUGAAGGCGUUAUAUAGAGCAAGUUGUUGUUGCUGGAUUCUUCAGCACCAUAUGACAUUGAUAACCAA
Molecule: messenger RNA, 1802 nt
Organism: Callorhinchus milii (elephant shark)
Lineage: Eukaryota; Metazoa; Chordata; Chondrichthyes; Chimaeriformes; Callorhinchidae
Product: aminopeptidase Q
Exons: 11
Coding region: 1-1722 (573 amino acids)
Biological process (GO): peptide catabolic process; proteolysis
Cellular component (GO): cytoplasm
Molecular function (GO): peptide binding; metalloaminopeptidase activity; zinc ion binding
Source: RefSeq, a predicted model, not a curated record